AAAUCCAAACCUAAAACCAUAUUGGAAAAAUCACCAACUUAACCAACCAACGACCUCAACCUCUUCCUUGUCUGCAAUUUGUCCUAAAGCCCCCCUUUCUUCAGCUCACCUUCUCCAUAGCCACUGUACUCAGUCUUCUCCAUAGAUUCAAGGGGAGAGAGAGAGAGAGAGAGGUGUUUCUAAAUUUUCCUUUCCCGGAAAGCCCCUCUUCUUCUCCAGUAAUGCCAAAUCCAAGCCUGUAUUUUUCAAGAUAGCAAAUUCAAACAUGAUCGUUAGAACUUAUGGUCGCCGUAACCGGGGCUCAACAGGGACCUUCUCCGAUUCGCUAGACGACGACGUUCCGGAAAACCCCUUCAGGGAUUCUUUUACUCUCUCGUCAUCCCAAGAAAACCCAUCUCAAGAUUUGUACAGUUUACCUUUCUCAUCCGAAGAAUCUUCGUCUCUCUGGCCCUCCUUGGAUCCCGAUCCCUACAACUUCAAUUCUUCGCAGGAGAAUGCUUUUUCAAAUGGCGUUGUUUCUAGGAAGUCGAAGAAACCGAGGAAUGGCAAAUUGGAUAGACCUGCUCCUGCCGGAAAGAGUAGUAAUUCUAAGUCGUUAGUUCCGGUGACUUCGACUUUGAUGGAGGCGCAGGAAUUUGGAGAGAUGAUGGAGCAUGUUGAUGAGGUUAAUUUUGGGCUUGAUGGGUUGAGGAAAGGCCAACCUGUUAGAAUCAGGAGGGCUAGCUUGUCGUCGCUUUUGUCGAUUUGCGGUACAACGCAGCAGCGACGGCUCUUGAGGACUCAAGGGUUGGCAAAGACAAUAAUUGAUGCUAUUUUGGGUCUUAGCUUUGAUGACUCAUCCAGCAAUCUUGCUGCUGCAACUCUUUUCUAUGUUUUGAUGGGUGAUGGUCAAGAUGAUCACCUUUUGGAAUCACCCAGUUGCAUUCGUUUUCUAAUUAAAUUGUUGAAACCAGUCAUUUCUACUGCUGCUGAAGAUAAAACCCGAAAUAUUGGCAAUAAGCUUUUAUCAUUACGCAAAGAUUCUGAUAUCUUGAGAGAUACAACAAAACUGGUAGAUUCCAGCUCUGCUGACAUUGUUUCCAAAGUUCAGAGAAUUCUUGUUAGCUCCAAGGACUUGAAUUCAUAUUCUGAGGAUGAUAAUGGAAUGGAGAGGCCGGAAUUGAGCCCCAAGUGGAUAGCUUUGCUGACUAUAGAGAAAGCUUGCUUAUCUAAGAUAUCAUUUGAAGAUACAUCUGGCAUGAUAAGAAAGACAGGUGGAAACUUUAAGGAGGAGUUACGGGAGCUGGGAGGACUUGAUGCUGUCUUUGAGGUUGCCUUGAAAUGUCACUCUGUUAUGGAGACUUGGAAAGGACGAGCUUCAGCCACCAUUCAGGAUGCAAGAGAGGAGUCAGGCUUGCAGAGCCUGGUGCUACUUCUAAAAUGUUUGAAAAUCAUGGAAAAUGCUACAUUCCUUAGCAAAGAUAAUCAGAGCCAUUUGCUUGGGAUGAAACGACAUUUGGAUUCUCAUGGAUACCAAUUUUCUUUUACGAAACUUAUUAUAAGUGUCAUCAAAAUUCUGUCUGGUCUUUAUCUACUUAAAAGUGCUGCUAGAGUCUCCAAUAAUGGGAAGCAUUGCAGUCUUUCUGAUGGUAGUAAUCAUGCUUCUGAUUCAGCAUUAAUAACAGAAUACAAAGUAAGUGCGGAUGCAAUAAGUGCGGAUGCAAUUUCGAGAAAUUGCUCUGGUGCAGAGAGGACAUCCUCUAAAAAAAACUUUAAUCCAUCUCAGAAAUCCAUUUCCCAGUUUAGUUUUUCUGCUUCCAGUUCUGAAAGUUCCUCUACAUUCAUGAACGAUGCUUGCCAAUUAAGGAUGAGAGUGCAUUCUUCUACGUCCAGCUCAUGUAGUGGGAAUGGGACAUUAAGGAGAUCUACUAAUAGUGGAACACCUACAACCAGUAAUGAGUUAAGGACAAGAUUUGGGCUUCCUGAGAGAACUAAUUGUACAAAAAUUACCAAGUGUGAACUCUUAGAGGAUGACCAAGAUCCUUAUGCAUUUGAUGAAGAUGAAUUUCAGCUGACAAAGUGGGACUUGCUAUCUGGAAGAAAGAAAAAAUCUCGGCCUCGAAAUCGCCGUGCAAUCUCAAAAGACAUUGAAGAUGAGUACCAAUGUCAGCUAACGGCCCUUGAAGAAUCAAGUAAUGGUGCAAAUUAUCAACAAAAAUCAAGACAGUUGGAACAUCAUCCCUCACAGGAAAACUCCCACGUCAGUGCUGCUGAGAAAGAAUAUUCCACCCUUCUGGCAGACUGUCUUCUUACUGCAGUCAAGGUUCUAAUGAAUUUAACAAAUGAUAACCCUAUUGGCUGUGAACAAAUUGCUGCAUGUGGAGGACUUGAGACUAUGUCAUCUUUGAUUGCUGGCCACUUCCCUUCAUUCAGCUCACCUUUACCUUCCUUCAGUGAGAUAAAAGAGGAUGCUUCAGGUGUUGAACUUGAAAAUCAGAAUGAUAACCAUCUUACUGAUCAGGAGUUGGAUUUUCUUGUUGCUAUAUUGGGCCUACUAGUGAACUUGGUUGAGAAGGAUGGUCAUAACAGGUCAAGGCUUGCAGCAACAACUGUUUCAUUGCCUAGCUCAGAAGGGCUACAUGAGGAGAAUCGCAGAGAUGUAAUUCCACUACUGUGUUCAAUCUUUCUGGCGAACCAAGGAGCAGGUGAUGCAUCUGGAGAAGGAAAUACUGCAGAAUGGAAUGACGAGGCAGCUGUGCUACAGGGAGAGAAAGAAGCUGAGAAGAUGAUUGUAGAGGCUUAUUCAGCACUCCUCCUUGCAUUCCUUUCAACAGAAAGUAAAAGCAUUCGUGAUUCUAUCGCCCAUUGCCUUCCAAAUCAGAGCCUGGCUGUUCUUGUUCCCGUCUUGGAGAGAUUUGUGGCAUUUCAUUUGACGUUAAACAUGAUAUCACCGGAGACUCAUAAAGCUGUGAGUGAAGUAAUCGAAUCGUGUAGGAUACCUUGAAAGCUCAACGAAUGCAAAUUUUGUACAGACUUUUGCCUUUCUUUCAGAUCAACUUCGCAUGCUAUUAGAUUGCUCUGGCACGCCCAUCAAACCUGACUACCUGCCUGCACUUUAUCUGAUUGACCUUUGGGAAUAUUUUUUCCCCGCCUUUUUGUUGCUUCCCCCUUUCUACAGUAUUCUUUGUGUAUGUUGCUGGCUGAGAGCCUGAGUUGCUUGUAUACAAAAAUGAUAGUUAGAAUCAAAUUAUAUUCCUUUGUGCAUUAUCUAUGUAAUGUGUUUUUGUAAUCUUAAAUCUUCCCCCUCAGCCCAUAUUCUUUCUGUUGGCAAACAUGUCCUUUUGUAUUGCUUUCUCAAGUGAGUUUUAAGAUGUUUUCAUCAGUGUGUAGCCAGAACUCAUUUUAUGUUGUUAUCAAUGUAUUGUCAUAAAAUGAAAUCUGUGUACUAACCUUUGUCUA
This is a messenger RNA of Manihot esculenta (cassava), 3438 nucleotides long. Its product is annotated as wings apart-like protein 2. The transcript has 13 exons. NCBI's taxonomy places the organism in Eukaryota, Viridiplantae, Streptophyta, Magnoliopsida, Malpighiales, Euphorbiaceae. The record is from RefSeq and is a predicted model, not a curated record. The coding region runs from base 266 to 2983 and encodes 905 amino acids. Gene Ontology annotation, biological process: regulation of chromosome condensation.